AUGCUGCGGCUGCUCGUGGCCAGUGCCCACAUCCCCGGGGCCACCGGCUCCGGGCCGGGUGUGCACGUGUCUGCCCGCUUCAGAGGUGUCCCCAGGAGCACCCGGGUGGUGCCGGAGGAGCACAGCCCCACCUGGAACGAGACGCUGGCAUGGCCACUGGGCACGCGUCCCCUGCACCCCACGGCCAGCCUGACCCUGCGCCUCCGACACUGGGGCCAGCCGGCGCCCCGGGGGGACCUGGGUGCCACCACGGUGUCACUGGACCGGUUGGUGGCCGACCCCGGGCUGCCGCUGGCCCUCAGCCACGUCCCGCUGCUGGACCCUCAGGGACAGCCCACGGGGGUACGGGUGAGGGUCAUCGAGGGCCACCAGCUCCAGGGCAAUGACAUCAAGCCGGUGGUGACGGUCCUCAUCGGCCAGCACCGCUUCAGGACCAGGAUCCGAGUGGGGAACAACCCCUACUACAAUGAGGUGUUUUGCCAAAAUUUCCACCGGACGCCCGCCCAGCUGGCGGCGGAGCCCAUCCGCAUCCAGGUGCUGGACUCGCGGGCCACCCGCGCCAAAGCCAUCAUCGGCGUCUUCCAGUUGGAUGUCGGCACCGUCUACCGCGCACCGGGACACAGCUUGAGCUGGAAGUGGCUGAGCCUGCAGCAUCCCCAUCGUCCCGACACCGGCUCCCGGGGGUACCUCCGCGUCAGCCUGGCCGUCCUCCGCGCCGGCGAGCCGGUGCCGGAGCCGGAGGAGCCGGCGCGGGACGAGGACAUGGAGGCCAACCUGCUGCAGCCACCGCCGUGCGCCGCCACGCUCCAGCUCCGCAUCUACCGCGCCGAGGACCUGCCGCAGGCAGAGCCGGCUCGGCAAUGCCUCCCCUCGAUGCUACCGGUCGGCGGCAAGAGGGGCUUCGUGGCGGCGGCGGUGCGGGUCAGCUUCGCCGGCAGGACGGUGAUGCCCCCCGACGCCAACCCGGCGUGGAACGAGGUCUUCUUCUUCCCCCUGCGGCUACCCCCCAUCGAUGAGAUCCAGCUGGCCAUCCUCAGCGGGUCCCGCAGCAGCAAAGUCCUGGGCACCGCCACCCUCCACCUCUCCCACAUCUCCUCCGCCGGCGCCGAGCUUGAGGAGGGGACCCCCGGCUUCCUACCCUGCUUCGGACCCAGCUUUCUCCCCUUCUACGGUCCCCGGCCGGAUUCUGCGAGGACGCCCAGCACCCACACCGGGGUGGCUUAUCGGGGCCGGGUGCUGCUGGAGCUCAGCACCCACAUGGGCACCCCGGAUGGGCGCCAGCGAGACACCAUCGCCCCCGAGGACGUCGCUCAGGUGCAGCGUCUCCUGCCCCGCCGCCGGUUCGGGCUGUGUGGGGUCUUUUAUUCGGCCACCAUGGUGCCAGCCGGCCCCGAGCUCCUGCGCUUCGAGCUCAGCCUCGGCAAUUACGGGGACGCGGGCGAUGUCACCUGCAAGCCGGCCGCCUCCGUCACCCCGCACGGUUGUCCCCUCUUCGAUGGCAACCGCUAUCACUACCUGCCGUGGUACGGUGACAAACCGGUGGCGGCUGUCACCUCGUCCUGGGAGGACGCCGGUCACCGUUGGGAUGCCCUAAACCUCCUGCGUGCCAUGUGCCGGCGGUUGGAGAGGAACGUGGCGGAGCUGCGGAGCGCCCGUGGGGACACCCGGGGGGACAUCGGCAGGAGGCUGCUACGUCAGCUGGCGCAGGACUGCGGGCGGGCACUGCCCCGGCUGGAAGCGCAGCCCACCCCCACGCCACUGGACGCCCACCUCCGGGCCGCCCGUCUUCACCUCCUGCGGCGCGUGGCGGCGGCGGCGGCGGUGCCAUCAAGAGCCGGCUGGGACAAGUUGCUGCCGGUGGCCGAGGGCUGGCUGGGACGUGUGGCCGCCCUGGCUGUCGAGCCACAGGCCGGCGUGCCUGACGUGCUGCUGUGGCUGCUGCGGGGGGACCGGCGAGUGGCCUGCGCCCGUAUCCCCGCGCCCGACCUCAUGUUCUCCCGGAGUGGCCCCGGUGCUUGUGGCAGGCUCUGCGGCCGGAUCCAGACCCUCUUCCUGGUGGGCUCCGGGGACAUCCGUGCCCAGCUCCGGCUCCGGCUGUGGCUGGGACGGGUGGCGGACAGCGGGGACCUGCCACGGCACCUCGAGGGCACCCUGCGCGUCUACGCCGAGACGUACGAAAACCAGACCAAGCUGUUGGGCAAGUGGGGUCCCCGGGGGCUUCUGGGGCGCCCCAGCUUCUCCGACAGCGCCGGCAAAGCGGGGCUCCCCCGCCACCGGAUCCGGCCCCCCAAGGGCUGGCACUGGGACGGACCCUGGACCGUGGAACCCCAGCGGCGGCUGCUGCUGGACACGGAGACCAACGUGGGCGAGGUGUUGGAGGAGGUCUACGAGAACGAGAGCCGGCGGCUCGGCGGGGAGUGGGGACCCGCCGCCGUGGCCAGCACCGAUGCCAGCGGCGCGGCGGUGCCACCCAAGGAGGAGGUGGCAUGUCCCCAAGGCUGGCACGUCACCGACGGCUGGCGGGUGGACGUGACGGGGGCUGUGGAUGAGGCCGGUUGGGAGUAUGGGGCGAGCGCGGGCCCCGGCAGCCCCCCGCCGGCAUGGCACGCCGCCGAGAAGACGUACCACACGCACCGGCGCCGGCGCUGGCUGCGCACCCGCCGCAGGGACCCCGGCGCCCAGGGACGGGAGCAGGACGUGGCCGCCUUCCUCCGUCUGCAUGGCCCCGAGGCGGCGGCGGGGGCCGAGGCCUGGGAGUAUGGGCCCCUCUGGGGCUGCCGCUUCCACCUCCAGCCCCGGGCGGGUGACGUGUGCCGGCGGCGUUGCUGGCACCGGAGCAUGGUGCCCACGCAGCCCCCGGCCGUGGCACCCCUCUUCCUCCUGGAGGGCACCCCGGGCACAGAGGACCCCGCCGAGGAGGACGAGACGGCUGUGGCCAAGCGACAGGCGCGGGGUUCCUCCCGGACCCCCCCCCAGCAGUCCGUGCCCCUCAUCCUCUGCACCUUCCCACGGCCCAACUUCUUCCAGCUCCGCUGCUACAUCUUCCAGGCGCUGGAGCUGGCACCCCGCGGCACCAGGGCCACCGCAGACCCCGUCGCCCACGUCUCCUUCGUGCACGUCAGCCAGAGCACGCGGGUGCUGCCCGGCACCCUGGACCCCCUCUGGGAUCAGACGCUGCUUUUUCACCGGGUGCUGCUCUACGGGGACCCCCGGGGUGUCCGGGAUGAGCCCCCCGCCGUGGUGGUGGAGGUCUUCGACCAGGAUGGAGGGGUACGGCACCCAUGGGUGGGGGGCACCCAUGGGAUGGGUCCCUGGCGCAGGUCAGCACCCCCGCCUUGGAGGCAGGGGGUCUUCAGCGUCCCCAUGGGCGUCCGGCCCCUCCUGCGGCUGGUGGCACUGGAGGUGCUGGCGUGGGGGCUGCGGGGGCUGCGCGGUGGCGUGCGGGCACCCAGCCUGGAGGUGCAGUGCGGGGGCCGGACCCUGCGGACCCCCACCAUCACCGACCUUGCCGCCAACCCCAAUUUCCCCAUCAACGCCUUCCUGCUGACACUGAACCUGCCGGCAGAGGAGGAGUACGUGCCCCCCAUCCGGCUGCGGGUGCUGGACACGCGGGAUUUCGGGUACCGGCCCGAGGUGGGGCAGGCCUGCGUGCGGGGUCUGGGGCAGUACUGCUGCCCGCCCCACGGCAGGACCCCAUCCCUGCCCCACGCCGCCCACCUCCAGCACGGUUUAUUUGCCCGUCUCCCCGCCACAGCCGCUCCCUGGGGCAAGAUAGCUCAGAUACUGCCCAGGAUCACCACCGAGAAGGCGGCUGUCAACAAGGCUGCAGAGGAGGAGGAGGAGGAGGAUGAAGAUGAGGAUGACUGGUGGAGCAAAUUCUACGCGGCCAUGGGGGACAAGGCAAAGAGCCGGCGGGGGACCAACAGGGACAGACUGAAGAUCUACAGCUGCGAGCUGGAGGCGGUGCCCGAAUUCGAGGGGCUGCAGGAUUUCUGCCAGACCUUCCCUCUCUACCAGCCGGGGGGUCACCCCACAGCGGGGGAAGACCCCGUCCCCGUGGGCGAGUUCAAGGGGCUUUUCCGUAUCUACCCCCUGCCCGAGGACCCCGGGGUGCCCCCGCCACCACGCCACUUCCAGGAGCUGCCCCCCAGCCAACCCCAAAAGUGCCUGGUGCGGGUCUACGUCGUCCGGGCCUUCGACCUGCCCCCCCGCGACAGGAACGGGCUGUGUGACCCCUACAUCCGUGUCUCGCUGGGGACGAAGACGCUGGGCCAGCGGGACCAGUACGUGCCCAACACCCUGGAGCCUGUUUUUGGCAGGAUGUUCGAGGUGACGGGCACCAUCCCGCUGGAGAAGGACCUGCGGGUCUCACUGCUGGACUACGACCUGCUGCCACCCGACCAGGAGAUCGGUACCACCACCAUCGACCUGGAGAACCGCCUGCUCUCCCGCUUCCGCGCCCACUGCGGGCUGCCCACCCGCUACCGCACCACUGGCCCUGGGCGCUGGAGGGACCAGCUGCCCCCCAGCCGGGCACUGGAGCACUUCGCCCGCACCCGGGGGCUGCCAGCACCUGAGUUCAGCGCCGAGGGCACCGCCGUCACCUUCGGGGACCACACCUUCCUCCUCAGCCAGUUCGAGAGCGGCCCCCCCAUGCACCGGCACCCCGGGGCGCCCCGCGAGCGCUUGGCCCUGCACGUGCUCCACGCCUGUCACCUUGUCCCCGAGCACCUCGAGACCCGCACCCUCUACAACAGCACCCAGCCUGGGCUGGAGCAGGGCAAGGUGCAGAUGUGGGUGGACAUCUUCCCCGCCAGCCUCGGCCCCCCCGGCCCCGCCGUCAACAUCACCCCCCGCAAGCCCCAGAGGUACGAGCUGCGCUGUGUGGUCUGGAACACGCGGGACGUGGACCUGGGGGACACCAACCUGAUGGGACAGCGGAUGAGUGACAUCUACGUCACCGGGUGGCUGGACGGGCUGGAGGAGCAGCGGCAGAGGACGGACGUGCAUUACCGCUCGCUGCAGGGGGACGGGGGCUUCAACUGGCGUUUCGUCUUCUCCUUCGACUAUCUGGCAGCUGAGCAGCUCUGCAUCCUGCCCCGGAAGGAGCAUUUCUGGAGCCUGGACGAGACGGUGCUGAAGGUGCCCCCCAAGCUCAUCCUCCAAGUGUGGGACAACGACAAGUUUUCGGCCGAUGAUUUUCUGGGUGUCCUAGAGCUGGAGCUCACCAGGCUGCCGCAGCCGGCACAGCACCCCCAGGCCUGCACCCCAACACCGCAGGGGACCCCCCAAAGCCCCUGGCCGUGGCGGGGGACGCGGGCCCCCUCCCGGCUCUCCCUUUUCCGGCAGAGACGGGUGAGGGGGUGGUGGCCCUGCACCGUUCAGGAGGGCAGCAAGCGGCGCCUCUCGGGUAAGCUGGAGCUGAGCCUGGAGCUGCUGACGGCAAAGGAGGCGGAAGAACGGCCGGCGGGGAAAGGCCGGGAGGAUCCCAACAUGUACCCAACGCUCCCGGCACCCGUCCGGCCGGAGUGGUCGUUCCUGUGGCUGCAGGCGCCUCUGCGCAGCCUACGCUACGGCGUCUGGCGGCAACACCGCUGCCGGAUCAGCCUGGGGCUGGCGUUGCUGCUGCUCCUCGCCCUGCUCCUCGUCUUCAUCUACGCCGCCCCGGGUUAUUUGGCCAUGAAGCUCAUUAACCCUAUCCAGAGCUUGCACUUCACCGGCGGCGAGCGUCCCGCACCCAGCACGGGCAAGACCGACGAGGUCCCCGGGGACAAAGGCGGCUGCGACAACCGGCAAGAGAAACGCAGAGAAAUCAUUGACCAAAAGCAGUCACCGACUGAGGUAGGAAUAAACUACGACUCCCUGAAAGGCAGCGAGGGCUCCGGCUCCGAGAGGCAGGGGAAUCACCCCACGAGGCUCAGCUCCUCCUCGGAGGGGCCCCGGGAUGCAGCGAGCACCGAGGGGAAAAGCUGCCAGAAGCCACGACAUGACAUGCAAACAGCACCGGUGCAGGAGGCCGCGCCGGGACGGGAGGCGUGCGGAGGCGGUGGCGUGAUCGGCGGCAGCCCUACGGAGGGGGGAGAGGGGCUGAGCCCCGAGACGCAGCAGCAAACGGUCAUUAAAAAGGGGGAACCCAGCAUUACACCCCGAACCGGGAAGGGGUCUGGCAGUGAGGGGCUGCCCCAGGUCAGCUUCGGAGGGGACCGGCUGCUCCCCAAGGGGCGAGCCCGGCAGCCAGGCAGGUUCCCAGCUUGA
This is a messenger RNA of Gavia stellata (red-throated loon), 6255 nucleotides long. It is a transcript of the gene FER1L5, whose product is annotated as fer-1 like family member 5. The transcript is spliced from 51 exons. Gene Ontology annotation, molecular function: calcium ion binding; calcium-dependent phospholipid binding. The record is from RefSeq and is a predicted model, not a curated record. The coding region runs from base 1 to 6255 and encodes 2084 amino acids. NCBI's taxonomy places the organism in Eukaryota, Metazoa, Chordata, Aves, Gaviiformes, Gaviidae. Gene Ontology annotation, biological process: macrophage activation involved in immune response; negative regulation of phagocytosis; vesicle fusion. Gene Ontology annotation, cellular component: membrane; cytoplasmic vesicle; T-tubule.